This is a messenger RNA of Kalmanozyma brasiliensis GHG001, 1221 nucleotides long. RefSeq lists its product as uncharacterized. Gene Ontology annotation, biological process: glutathione biosynthetic process. Gene Ontology annotation, molecular function: enzyme regulator activity; glutamate-cysteine ligase catalytic subunit binding. NCBI's taxonomy places the organism in Eukaryota, Fungi, Basidiomycota, Ustilaginomycetes, Ustilaginales. Gene Ontology annotation, cellular component: glutamate-cysteine ligase complex. The coding region runs from base 1 to 1221 and encodes 406 amino acids. The transcript has a single exon. The record is from RefSeq and is a predicted model, not a curated record.
AUGGCGACCCCAGCAGCGACAUCAGGCCCCUCGCAAGCGAACGGCGAGGGCUUCUUUCGCUCGCUCUACAUUCACACGCACGAUGUCUCUCGCUCCCUCAAACCAUCAGCCGACGGCGAGCUCGCCCACGCAAUCCACCAAACGCUCCACUUUGCUCUCGAUGGGCAUCCCGACGACUACACGCCUUCUUCGUCCAACGAUGGUGCAGGCUCAGGAUGCGAUCCGCUAGCCACCAUGCCUACUGCCACUGCUUCCAACGGCGUCGAGACGAGUGCAUCCGCCGGGCCCUCAGGGACCAACGUCAAAAAGGGCUUCUUUCCCACAGACGAUCCGGAGCGUCCUUACAUCUCGUAUCACUGGAACCCUCGCUCGGCAACUCUAGCGCUCCCGAACCCGGCGACGAUCACCAAUCCCAUAGCCGACCCGUGCUCACCAGAUCACCGAAGCUCGUACGACAUUACGGCCAAGUUUUUCUUUCUCGACCCUACCGAUCUGUCCCCCGGGUUAGUGGAUGAUGCGUUGACUCGACUGACUUCCACUACCGGCAUCAUUACGGUAGACACGCUCGUGCUGGCGUUCCCGACACUUGAGCUUGACUCGCGAUCGUCUUCUUCCGAAACAUGGGGCUCGUCCGUGACAGAAGCGUGGUCGCACGUCUCGCAGAACCCGCAACUCUUCUCCCUCGGCCUAUCCGACAUCUCACCGUCCAAUCUGCGACAGCUUCUAUCGUCGCUUUCGGUGCAGCCGCCGUCGACUCCGCUCUUCUCGCCGGCAAUCCCCUUGUCAACUUCGACGACAGAACCGUCGGCGAGCACAGCGCAGCCCGAUGCGGCCGACGCAGACGUCCCCUCCUCCACCACCCACCACCUCGCCAGCUCGGGAGCAGGGUCGUUCUGGAACUUGGAAUACUCCACCCUCAGCGCCGCACGUAGGCCGAGGCUGGUGUCGAUCAAUGUGAAGCAGGAUCCCUGCGCAUUUGAUCGCGACUUCGACUCGUACUGCACCCAGAUGGGUAUUCAGCUCGUCGCACACUCGGAUAGGAAGGAUGUCCUCCCGCAGAGGACACUACCGAAUUUGAUGGAUGAGUUCAAGGACAGACUGCCGGUGAAGAUGGCAGGGAGACUCAGGGCAAAGUGGGCCUUGAAGUAUACGACACUGAUUCGGGACAGGGGUGUGCUCGCCGACAAAGGGUACAUUGUCUUUGUCGAGACCGAGAAUUGA